Lycium barbarum (goji berry) is the source of this 1762-nucleotide messenger RNA. Its product is annotated as wax ester synthase/diacylglycerol acyltransferase 11-like. The record is from RefSeq and is a predicted model, not a curated record. Gene Ontology annotation, cellular component: plasma membrane. The transcript is spliced from 7 exons. Lineage: Eukaryota; Viridiplantae; Streptophyta; Magnoliopsida; Solanales; Solanaceae. Bases 76 to 1611 code for a protein of 511 amino acids. Gene Ontology annotation, molecular function: long-chain-alcohol O-fatty-acyltransferase activity; diacylglycerol O-acyltransferase activity. Gene Ontology annotation, biological process: triglyceride biosynthetic process.
AAAGAAACUACUCUCCUUGAGGCAUUUCACUUACAAGCUUAGUUAUUCAGUUUCCUAUAGUUCAACAACAAACCAAUGGGGAGCCUUGGUCCUAAACCUAUUGACACAAAGACCAAAACAGAACCUAAAAUGAGCGUGACCAAUGGCCAGAAAAAUAGCACGGUCUUGGAGAUAGAGCCGGAACAGGAACGAGAACAAGAGCCAGCAAGCCCAGCUACACGUUUGUUCCAUACUAAAGCCCUCAGUUGCCACAUUCUUGCCAUUUUAGGUUGCACUACAAAGAUCAACCGCGAUGUCAUCAAAAAGGGGCUCGAGUCCACUCUUCUCAAUCACCCUCGCUUCACCAGUAUACCGGUGGUGGAUGCAAAGAAAGGUGUAAGGAAGUGGAUGAAAACGACGGUAAAUGUGGAAGACCAUAUAGUGUGUCCUGAUUUGGACCCGGACAUGGAAUCACCAGACGAAUUCUUGGAGAACUACACGUCAAAUCUAACAACAAUACCUAUGGACAUGACAAAGCCACUUUGGGAGGUUCACAUUUUAAACGUGAAAACAUCUGAAGCAGAUGCGGUAGGGAUUCUGAAAUUGCACCAUUCAAUUGGUGAUGGCAUGUCCAUUAUCUCUUUAGUUUUGGCAUGCACUAGAAAGGCUUCGGAUCCAGAAGCAUUGCCCACUAUGCCUUCAAGUACCAAGAAAGAAAAAACUAAGGCUGGAUUUUGUAGGCGGUUUUGUUACUAUAUUUGGUUUUUGUUUAUGGUGUUUUGGAAUACGGCUGUGGAUGCUGUUUUGUUUUUGGCGACUAUUUUGUUUCUAAAUGACACUGAGACACCGAUGAAAGGAGGAGCUGGGGUUGAACAUAAUCCUAAGAGACUUGUGCACAGGACUAUCAGCCUUGACGACAUGAAAAUAGUCAAGAAUGCCUUGAACUUGACCAUUAAUGAUGUAGUGAUGGGCAUAACACAAGCUGGUUUGUCGCGCUAUUUGAAUAGAAGAUAUGGUAACACGAAUGGGAAAGGAAGCAGCAAGACAAAUAAUCUGCCCAAGAACAUUCGUCUCAGAGGAUCUAUUGUUUUUAACAUCAGACCUUCUACUGGAAUUAAAGCUCUAGCAGAGAUGAUGGAGAAAAAAUCAAAGGCAAAAUGGGGCAAUAAAAUUGGAUAUGUGCUGACCCAAUUUCCCAUUAGCUUACCCGAAAACCCGUUGGAUUAUAUCCGCCAAGCUAAAACCAUUAUUGACAGAAAGAAGCUCUCUCUUGAAUCCAGAUUCUCUUUUGCUGCUGCUCAGCUAAUACAAGAAAUAUUUGGAUCUAAGGUGGGGGCUCAGCUCACAAAGAGAGUUCUGUCUCACACCACCGUCCUAUUAUCGAACAUGGUGGGCCCUCAAGAAGAGAUCACAUUUUUCGGGCAUAAGUUAGCUUAUGCUGCUCCUACAAUUUAUGGACUCCCUCAUGCACUGACGAUGCAUUUCCAGAGUUAUUACAAUAAAAUGACAAUUUCAAUGUCGGUGGAUCCACAGGUGAUUCCAGAUCCAUACCAGCUCUGUGAUGAUCUACAGGACUCCCUUCAGAUGUUUAAAGAGGCUGUCACUAAACAAGGUCUCGUAGUCACACCAUAGGGCUAUAAUGCUACUAAUAGACUUACUAUUUUGAAGGCAAUGUAGUAUUGUACCACUUUGAAACUUUCGUAUAACUUCCUAUCUUUCAUUUACACGUUAAUAUGUAUUAUUAAUUGGUCGUGUAACUUCACAAAGAUCGAUUCUUGGUGAA